Cydia splendana is the source of this 3851-nucleotide messenger RNA. Its product is annotated as coiled-coil domain-containing protein 74B-like. The transcript is spliced from 10 exons. NCBI's taxonomy places the organism in Eukaryota, Metazoa, Arthropoda, Insecta, Lepidoptera, Tortricidae. The record is from RefSeq and is a predicted model, not a curated record. Bases 455 to 1645 code for a protein of 396 amino acids.
AUUAUUACCUAAGUUUGUUUUACAAAGUAAGAAUUUCCAAAAGCUAUUAUCGUCGAAGAUGACUCGCAGAGCCAUCAGCACAGUUGGCAGCGCGCCACGGCAGUGACAGUGAGUCAGCGAUAGUGCGACGGAACCACCCGGGCAAAUCACCUGUGUCAAAGGAUAAUCGUCCUUUCCGCCACAGAUAUAGAAGCUCCGCUAUCUCUCUUUUUGUCCUUGUUGUUGUGUACGCCGAGUGCGGCGGCGCGAUCGAUACGUUGCACCCCGCCCCUUGCAACCCGGGCAUUGGAAACGAAAAACCCGGAUAACAACUGAAAAUAAUCAACCCAGUUCAAGGCCGGUCGGAAUAGCUUAUUGCGAAUUAAAGUGUGCAAGGCAGUCGCCAAUGUCGGUUCAGUGCAUACGCGUCCGUGCCCCGAGGUAGACAACAAAGGUACACCUCGAUACCGCAGCGAUGGCUUCCAAAGUCCUGGUGCCGACUGGGCCGUUCACUAAACUGCAAGUGAAAAAAUCGCCAGCUGAGCCGAGCAGCAGUGGUUUCGUAUUGGCCGGUGAUGCCGCCGCCAGGGUCGCGCAUUUGGAACACAGCGUGCGCUUUCUUCAGGAACAGCAUAGGCUGAUGCUUAGUGGACUCCAUACGGAGAUUGAAGCACUCAGAGAGAGGAACAGGGAUCUCCAAUUCCAAUUGAUCUUCAACAAGGAAUCCUCUUUGAAGGCAACACCGCCCGCUGCGGCUGAAAAUGGCGAGAACGCUGAGGAGGCAAAACUAAAGACCGAGGUGUCCCGUCUCGAGCGCGAGGCGGCGGCAGCGCGGGGCGAGGCGCGGGCUGCCGAGGCGCGCGCAUUGCAGUUGCAGAGGCUGGUUGAUGCUCAGACUGAGAAACUCAAGUCGCUCUCCCUCGGCCCGUGCGCUUGCGAGGCGUCAGAAUCGCGCGCGGAGCUGCGCGCGCGGCUCAGCGACGCCGAGCGGCUCGUGCGCCGGCUGCGGGGCGACGCCGAGCGCCAGCGGAGAGAGGUACACACGGGCGGCUCCGUCACUAACCUACUGUUCGACGGAGCGCAGCACCUGCAAUGUAUGAAGAAUUCACUGCAUGCGUCUCUCCGAGCGUCGGGUCUCGACGGCACCUACGGUUUCCACAACAGCUACUUCCCGCCUGUGAACGCACCGGAUUUCUGGAGGGAACCCAGCAGAGAAGAGUACGCCAACUCGAUGAUAGCACGCCAACAACAGCAACGCAACUCGCGGCGCCCCCUGACUUUACCCGAGCUCUCCGGCCAGCAAAUACAUCGUUCAACUGUUUAUGCUAAUCCGAUGGUUGCAGAACACACACGGCCUCGGAAUGGGUACGAGAAGAAGAAACAGGCAGUCAACGGGGACGCCGCCUGCAACACACCAGAAGAACCUCCAGACAAGCACCGUUUAGUUCCGAUACGCACGAACGAUACGAAACCCUGUUUACCGAAAUUGGACUCUAGCAAUAGUUAUCCAGAGUUGAAAAUCGUUGUUACAAAAAUGAUGCCACAAGUACUUGGUGAGGAGUUUUCGGUCUCCGCCCCCGCCGCGCCGCCCGGCGCGCCCGCGCCCGCGCAGCGCCCGCGGCAGCGGCGCGCGCACCGCAAGCACGCACAAACCGACCACACGUAAUGCGCACAACCAAACACAAGGACACUAUAUAGGAUCCUUCGAUGUUUCAAGUGAACGGCUCGCCGAGUGGAUUGAUAAUGUGAAGUAGAGCCUAGCUAGCACCGGUUUCAUAAUUUCGAGAGCUGAUGUGUGAUCUCCUGCCGAUUUUGUUUUCCUACAUUCGGUAUUCACAUAAAGUCCAGGUAAUUUUCUGUCAAACUUCGGCUAUGUGAGGUAGUGAAACUUCGUUACAUGAACGUGUGUUAUGUAUUCUGUGCAUAUUCACAUUUAAGGAUUUAUUGUGUCUAGUGACAUUAUUUAUCCACCAAGCUGCCCAAAGACUGUAAAUUAUCAAAGGCGAACCUUAACCUGAUGUGACUAAGGCCCCGACGAGAAAUUAGUUUAUUCCGCAAUAUAAAAUACCCAUUACAUUCUAUGUAUUAGAAUAUAUAAGUGAAAUGGGUGGAUUGCGCGAUAAACUUUGUUUUUCUACGGGCUUCAUUAAUACCUACUCGUACGCAUUAUUGGCCGCGCACCGACGACUAGCCAGGAAUGACGGACAAUGGCAUCUAGGUGGAAAACUCUGAACUAGAAAGUUAUUACUUAAUGGAUAUAGAGAACUAUAGCGCGCUAAGCUGAAAAGCGUAUUUUGUAAGUUUAAUGAUAAUAAUCUAUUUAAAAAAGAUCUUAUUUGUGGCAGUAAAUAGGGGCUAAUUUAGGCUAAACAAGAGUCGACGCAUAUCGAAAUUGCUGAAGUCCUCAGUCCUUGUGCAUAGUAUUUUUGAAGUCUUGAAGUAACUUAGUUCCGUUACGAUUUUACGAGGACUUAAGCACGUUUUAUAUGCGUGUUUACAGUAUUGUUUCUCACAAAUAUACGCUAGUUGCACUUAAAAGUAAAUUAUAGCUACCCUUUACCCCUCACCCGGAUUGCCCUGUCUGAUCUUGUUUUCAUUUUGAACCAUAAAAGUCAUUAUAGGAUUUAACAGAUUCAACACCGUCUGCAAUACGUCAAUUGCCUAUUAUCCUUAUUUACUGAGGUGCCAAGAUUAUAGACAUAAGUAUAGGUACCUAAUGCAACAAGGUCAAUAACAGAUAGGGCUUACGGGUACUGUAAAAGCUUGAAUUGGCCAGCGUAGCGUCAUCUUAUAGGGAUAUUAAAAUCUUAGCGUGUUUAGAUCUCAAGGUUGCCAUGACCAAAUAAUUGAAGAUAAUUCGUUUAGAAACUAGUCGUUGUUCAAACGGAUUUGGUCGCAUUCAGUGAAUCGCAGUCGUCCGUGUGCCAUAGCCCUAGGUUGCAGCCCUCACAAGUGUGUCGAUCUAUAAUUAGAUAAUGCAAUAAUUUCAAUCAAUGUUAAUUAUUAUUGUAUAUGUGUAGCGCUCAUGUUUACUUUGUUAUAUAGAAUCGGAGUGUUCAUAUCGCUGUUAUAUUAACUAAACUAUGUACCAAAAACCAUUCCUGAUUGCAUUUUGUUAACUUUUUAAGACACAAGACAUUUGGGCGUCGAUAAAUGACGUCACUCUGAUUUAUUUAUACUUAUUGUAAGUCCCGUUUUGUUGGUUGUUCGCCAAUUUUCUACUAUUUACCAGAUUGUAUCCCUCUCAAAACGCAAAAUGACGCCUUUAUACGAGUCGAUCAAAGUAGCCCCUCAUUUUCCAAAGUCACCCCAUUUUAUUGAGAGUCCUUUCUUCCGCAAGUUAUUUUUUCAAUACCAAAUGAUUCUUCUCCCUAUAAGAUGUCUACUUAAAUAAAACCAUUGAAAUGGUUAUUGUAAAACAUUUGUUUCAAUAGUUUUAUUUAUACUACUUAUAAGUAUGUAAAUCUUAUAAGAGUGAACAAUACACGGUCCACAAAUAUAAUAAUAUAACUGCCAUUAAUAUUAGCAAGUAGGUAUUGUAUAAGUUUAUAUUGUUUUGUGUAAAUGUACCCUACCUACAUACAUUAAAAAUAAUAUUUGUAGCCGUGGUCGUUUAAAAUGUUUCAAGGUCAAUUGAAGAAAUGGUAACGAAUUCUUAUAGAUGGUCUAUUGAGUCCAAUUGUAUCCAGUAUCAUUAAUUCCAGUGCUAGAUUCAUUGACAUAUAUCUAGGGACGGCCUUACGGGCGCUAAGAAUGGUGCUAGUUCAGCGGUGUCACUCACGAAUUCGAGCCAAUCGUGCAGUCUAACGGAACUAAUUGCGACCAAUCGCGCGCGUGUUGCGAACUUAUCAACCAAUCGCGUUGUGGUGUUA